CUCUAAGAAUUGACCAAUUGCAUUUCAUUAGAAAUAAAUGUAUUUUCUACCUGCACAGAGACAAACCGCCCUCGACAGAAUGCACACAGCCGCUGGCACAUCGGUGAGUAGCAUCUCCACAUGGUCAUGAUAAAAAAGCUUUGAUCAGCUCAAGGGCGGAUGCUAAUGAUUACCAAAAUGUAUAUAGGCCUCUCAGAGAGUCUGACUGUAGUGGUGGACAUGUUUAACGUGGUCUCCUCUAAUCUGUGUUUAGUUGAAAGGCCCCUCAGUAGGUUGACUCUACACAUGAUCAGUACAUCCACUGGGGACCAAUGAUCCAUGUUCAUUCAUGAUUAUUUGGGAAAAAAUACAUUUAUGCAAAUGUUGUGCGUAGAUGCACUUAAAUGCUUUUUUGGUGUGUAUGUGUGUGUUGUUUCUCUGCGUGUGCGUCAUCUUUCAUAUUGGUUUGUCAUGUUAGUGUGAGUGGGAGGGAUUCCAGGAUUGUAGGAGAAUUCCCAAGCAGAUUCAUCCCCCGGGCAGAUAAGAGGGUGCCUGGGGGGGGGGGGGGGUUUGUUCAUGAUGUGGAAUGGACAGUUUAAUUAAUAACCACCCUUCCACCAACAGUCCUCUCUCUCUCUCUCUCUCUCUCUCUCUCUCUCUCUCUCUCUCUCUCUCUCUCUCUCUCUCUCUCUCUCUCUCUCUCUCUCUCUCUCUCUCUCUCUCUCUCUCUCUCUCUCUCUCUCUCUCUCUCUCUCUCUCUCUCUCUCUCUCUCACAAUCUCCCUCUCAAUGUCUCUCCCUCUCUCUCUCUGACCCCAUGCUGGAUACACACUGUCCCACCGGAGCACCAGACCCUGGCUGAUGUAUUGUACAUUAGUGAACAUCGACGGUGCUUACAGCACACAGACCGGAUAUCAGGAACAGCCCAGGACUGUGUAGUGACCAGCCUCCAGUGCCAGCUCCACGAGUUAGACUUCUUGUGCAGCCGAGGCUCCAGCCUCCUGAUUCUCCAUCUGAGCCCCAUCACCGCGCUGGAUGAACGUGUGGGGGGGCCCAGAGAUCCAGGCCGUGGGACAGCUCCCCCACAGCGAUGGAUACGGACUGUCUGAGUCAACACAGUUCUACGAUAUCCUGGCGGAUCAGGGGAGCAGUCCCCUACUGCAGGACUCAGACCUCCUACCCUUCACCAGCUAUGCCAACAUGCAGUACCCCGCAGGGGCGCCGGGGGAGUCCCCUCCGGCCUACUACCCGGGCCAGCACCCCUACUACCCCCAGUACGGCGGAGAGGAGUGGUACUCCCCGGCGGGGAUGUACGAGCUGAGGAAGGGCCCCCUGGAGGUCACCUUCGACCCCCACAUGGACCAGUCGGCGGCGGCCAUGCCCGCCGUAUGCAAGAAGAGCCGGCACCCCUCCCACAUGGGCAGGGUCAAGGGUCAGGAGCUGUGCGUGGUGUGCGGGGACAAGGCCUCGGGCUACCACUACAACGCCCUCACCUGUGAGGGCUGCAAAGGCUUCUUCAGAAGAAGCAUCACAAAGAAUGCUGUUUACAAAUGUAAGAGUGGAGGAGACUGUGAGAUGGACAUGUACAUGCGGAGGAAAUGCCAGGAAUGUCGACUGAGGAAAUGCAAGGAGAUGGGCAUGCUGGCUGAGUGUCUGUUGACUGAGAUCCAGUGUAAAUCAAAGAGGCUGAGGAAGAACACCAAGGCCUCACCUUUGGGAGAGUGCGCUGGACAGCAGGCCCAUUUGGGGCCCGACCCCAGCGAGAACAAGCAGGUCACCUCCACCACCAUGCUGCACAAGAAAGUUGAACUCACCAGAGAACAGCACACACUCUUGAAUUUUCUAGUCGAUUCGUACAACAAACAUCGAAUUCCUCAGGAUAUGGCCAAGAAAUUGCUACAAGAGCAGUUCAACGCAGAGGAAAACUUUCUUCUCUUGACAGAGAUGGCCACAAGUCAUGUCCAGGUUCUAGUAGAGUUUACAAAGAACAUUCCAGGCUUCCUGGGUCUGGACCACGAGGACCAGAUAGCGCUGCUGAAGGGAUCGGCCGUGGAGGCCAUGUUCCUGCGCUCGGCCCAGGUCUUCACUAGGAAGAUGCCCAGCGGACACUCAGAGCUGCUGGAGGACAGAAUACGCAAGAGCGGUAUAUCGGACGAGUUCAUUACGCCGAUGUUUAACUUCUACAACAGCAUCGGUCAGCUGCACAUGCUCCAGGAAGAGCAGGCCCUCCUAACCGCCAUCACCAUCCUGACUCCAGAGAGGCCCUACGUCAAGGACCAGCAGGCUGUGGAGCGGCUCCAGGACCCCAUGCUGGACGUGCUGAGGAGGAUCUGCGCCCUCCACCACCCCCACCAGCCGCAGCACUUCGCCCGCCUGCUGGGCCGGCUGACAGAGCUGCGGACGCUCAACCACCACCACGCCGAGAUGCUGACGUCAUGGCGGACCAGCGACCACAAGUUUACGCCGCUGCUGUGUGAGAUCUGGGACGUACAGUGACAGAGGACGGUCAGGGGAGCAAUGUGUGGUUGAGGAAUAUGAUAGCAAUAUCACCAAACUUACAGUGGACGGUACCUCUCUCUGUUUCAACCAAUCUGUGGUUGGUUAUUCAGUGAUGGAAGCUCUCUCUCUCUCUCUCUCUCUCUCUCUCUCUCUCUCUCUCUCUCUCUCUCUCUCUCUCUCUCCCUGUCUCUCUCUCGCUCUCUCUCUCUCUCUCUCGCUCUCUCUCUCUCUCUCUCUCGCUCUCUCUCUCUCUCUCUCUCUCUCUCUCUCUCUCUCUCUCUCUCUCUCUCUCUCUCUCUCUCUCUCUCUCUCUCCACCAUUAAGAAGUGUUUCAUUCAUGAAGCUGUGGUGGAUCAAUGAUUCCUCUGGGUGAGCGCAUGGAUUUCGCUCACUCGCCAAUCAGGACAGAGCGGCCAACAUUUGGACAGUCUAUAUGAUGUACUGUAUGCGGAUGCGUGUUGAAAUAGGCUUGGCCUUCUUGUUUGCCUCUGAAGAUAUAUUAUGCAAAAAAAAGUUUAUCUCUAUUUCUGUCUUAUAACGCCUUGGUUUGGUUCAACCUUACUUUAAUGGCUUUAGAUUUGCCAUUAGCUAUAUUUUGAUCUGGCAUGUGAUAUGUAAAAACACAGAGAGUGGCUUUGUUUUAUUACCACUUAAAAAACGGUAUCAAAUGAGAACUGAAUAUGUUGUUCUGGGAGAUUAGUUUAAUUCACAGCUCUUAAACCAACUAAUACACACAUCCUCUUCUCCUCGUCCGUCACCUCCAUGUCUCCAUUCCACAAUAUGACAGAGAAGAACUUAGAUCAUUGGUUAUUGGAUUUAAUUAUUUUCCACAGUCUCACCUGUCAAGAUGUCAACUAUUAUAUAUUUUGCUUUUCACUUCAAGAACUAUUUAAUGUAACGUUUUUUUUUAUGUUUUUUACGUGAUUUAAUGCAUCAGAGUCGACAACAGGUAUUUUAUUCAAGGUAAACUAAAAUUUCAAAUACAAAAGAAAAGGCUUCAUAAUGUAGGCAAAUCUUUAUGUUACUGAAAUAAAUUCUAAAGGACACAGGAUGCUAUCAGUGACAUUGACUCAGAGACUUUUUGUUAAGUGUACGCUAAUAGGUUGGUAUUUUUUCACUAUCAAAAGCUGUACAAAUGUAAAAACAAACAAAAAUAACGUAACUAUUUUCAAGCCAAAAUCCAAUCGUCUUUAUCAUAGAAAACUAUACAUCAGGGAAAGAGAAUAUAACAAUUUGCCCUACAGCGACACCUUGUGGUUGGUGAGACAGCAUAGAAGUAAAAACAUUUACAGUAUAUCUCCAGUUUUAAUAGUAAGUGUAAGUACAUGUGGCAUAUCUUUUAAUUGUAUCUAUUUUGCAGACAAUCCUCCAUUCUACAAUAGACUCAGUUCUCCCGUCCAGUUCCCUUGUCAGAAGCGAGGGUGUGGGCCCGGUCUGGGACCCCCGCCGGGGUGUCGGGGUACACCAGGAAGCCAGAGAAGGUGGUGUACCGCCCCUGGUUACUGUAGACGGCGUAGCGAUCGUCCUGCUGGCUGUACAGCCACACACUGUCCCCCUGGCGCAGGGCCAGCAACAGGCUCUGGCUCUGCAUCUCCCUGCGCUUGGACGUGUCCUCGUCGAACACCAUGGCCUGCACCUCGCCCCGGCCCGUCAUCAGCUUGACCGACACAGCCCUGCGGGGGUGCUUCCCUACCGUGAACGCAAAAUAGUACGCCCCCGGGUAGCCGCAGGUGAAGACCCCUGACGUCUUGUUGAAGUGGCGCCCGAUGUUCACGUACUCCACGUCAAAGCUCAGGGGCUUCUUCUCCUCCUCUUCUCCGCCGCUGGAGCUCUGGCCCAGGGAGGUGGAGGUCCGGGCCACGGAGAAGGCGGACCUCGGCUCCGGCUCUGGGGCCUGGCCAUGGUGCAGGCUGGACCCCGGGUCGGCUCCCUGAGGGGGGCACUCUGGGUGGGACGGCCACGGCUGGCCCAGCUGGUUGUGGUUGUUGUAGUGGCUGGCCGCCGUCACGUCGGGGUAGACCAGGUAGCCGGAGAAGGUGAUGUACGGCCCCACAUUGCUGUAGAGCGCAUACUGCGUGCCCUGCUGCAGCAGCAGCCACACAGUGUCCAUGGCCUUCAGUGUGAUCAUCAGGCUCUGGCUCUGGACCUUUCUUCCUUUCUUGCGGUAGUCAUCGUACGCUAUGGCCUGCACCUCCUCCCCGUUCUUCACCAGUAUGACUGAUAGCAUCUUCUUGGGGAACUUUCCUACCGAGUAGGAGAAGUAGUAGGCGCCGGGCACCCUGCAGCGGAAGUGGCCUGUGUCGGGGUUGAAGUCGCCCCCCGUGUUGACCAGAAGCUUGUUGAAGGUCACCGCCUUCUGGCUGCCCCCGACCACACUGUUGCUCCUGGUGGCAGAGAAGGCCGACUGGAGACCGCUGGUCCCCGGGGGGACAUGGAGGGACAGGACUGACCCCAGGCAGAGGAGCAUGCUGAGGAGCCCGGCCAGGUACCAGGACGCAGCGCCUGGAAGGGCCAUAGAGAACUUGCUCGUUAGCCAUGGGGUUAUUAUGAAGAUUAAUAUGAAGAUGAUUACAUAUGCAUGGAACAAAAUAAACAGAGAUAUGAGGUUUAAUAAAAAAGUGCAUAACCAGGA
Gadus macrocephalus (Pacific cod) is the source of this 5109-nucleotide messenger RNA. It is a transcript of the gene nr1h4, whose product is annotated as nuclear receptor subfamily 1, group H, member 4. Gene Ontology annotation, biological process: lipid metabolic process; negative regulation of transcription by RNA polymerase II; positive regulation of transcription by RNA polymerase II. Bases 1014 to 2474 code for a protein of 486 amino acids. Gene Ontology annotation, molecular function: nuclear receptor activity; bile acid binding; RNA polymerase II cis-regulatory region sequence-specific DNA binding. The transcript has 10 exons. Lineage: Eukaryota; Metazoa; Chordata; Actinopteri; Gadiformes; Gadidae. The record is from RefSeq and is a predicted model, not a curated record.